Messenger RNA from Musa acuminata AAA Group (dessert banana), 543 nucleotides. Its product is annotated as cytochrome c oxidase subunit 5C. The coding region runs from base 163 to 357 and encodes 64 amino acids. Lineage: Eukaryota; Viridiplantae; Streptophyta; Magnoliopsida; Zingiberales; Musaceae. The transcript is spliced from 2 exons. The record is from RefSeq and is a predicted model, not a curated record.
ACGAAACAGCGGAGGCGUGAAGGACACCCAAUAAAAUCGACCGACGCCGCCUCGCUGUGCGCCCGUGGAGACUAAUCGCUGGUGAGGCGAGGCCAAGAUCGAGAUCUCUCGAGUUUCUAAUUUGUUGUUUGUCUGGCUUGAAAUUUGCCCAAGAAAGAACAGAUGGCUGCUCAUAAAAUUGCACACGCUACCUUGAAAGGUCCUAGUGUUGUCAAGGAGAUCUGCAUUGGCCUUACUUUGGGACUAUUUGCUGGUGGGCUGUGGAAGAUGCACCACUGGAAUGAGCAGAGGAAAACAAGAGCUUUCUAUGACAUGCUGGAGAAGGGUGAGAUCAGUGUUGUUGUUGCAGAAGAAUAGCCAUCUUUUAUAUCAUUCCUUUGGUGUGAACAGAGACCAGCAUUCUGUGUGGAAGCUGAAGAACAUGUUCAAGUCUAAUUUGCACUUUUUUACUGCUGAAUUUGAAUAAAUUUGGGUAAUUGUUGAUAUCACCAUAGUAAUGCUAUGGACUUCAAUUUCUGUUUAUAUAAUGUCUGUUGAACAGCA